Cloeon dipterum is the source of this 813-nucleotide messenger RNA. Its product is annotated as sodium channel protein Nach-like. Bases 1 to 813 code for a protein of 270 amino acids. Gene Ontology annotation, biological process: sodium ion transmembrane transport. Gene Ontology annotation, molecular function: ligand-gated sodium channel activity. The transcript has 5 exons. The record is from RefSeq and is a predicted model, not a curated record. NCBI's taxonomy places the organism in Eukaryota, Metazoa, Arthropoda, Insecta, Ephemeroptera, Baetidae. Gene Ontology annotation, cellular component: plasma membrane.
AUGAGUGCUGAAAAUAUGUCUGGGAGGAAGAAAAAUUCUGCGAAAGUCGUGCGUUCAGCAGGGUUGGUGCUGUGGCGCCAAUUCUGCAAAUACUGCAGCUGCACUGCCCUGCAUGGGUAUCAGUACAUCACAGAGCCAGGCAGGCCGUUGAUUGAAAGGAUUAUUUGGCUCCUGUGCCACUGCUGUGCAAUCACCGUGGCCAGCGUAAUGAUUUACGCCACGUGGACGCGCUAUUCGCAGUCUCCAACCGCGACUGCAGUGGAGACAACCAAUUUUCCUGUGUGGAAGGUGCCCUUUCCGGCCGUGACCAUUUGCGACCCCAACCAGGUUACGGUAUCCAACGCUGUGAAAGUUGCUCAGAGAAUGAGCGAAGGCAACAAAGCCUUAGAAGCUGAGAUCCUGAGUGCGUUUCCCAAUUUGCGUGAUCUACUUAAACACAAUUUUGUCCCGUUUUCUAACGUUAGUGUAUUGCACAACGCCAUGAGAAAGUAUGGAUUGUCACUGCCGGAAUUCAUGAGAGAUGUUUCUCCGAGUUGUUCUGAUAUCAUGGUGAACUGCCAGUGGAAAGGAGUGGAGCAGCCGUGCAACCAACUGUUCAGCCGCAGCUACAGCGACAACGGCAUGUGCUGCUCGUUCAAUUACGCGCCUCCGUGCCUGGGAAAAAACUGCACAGCGAACAGGGCACAACCGACGCCCGUAAUUCCAACCUACACCACCGCGGUGGGAAACAAAUUCGGCCUCAGAAUCACGCUCAAGUACAAUCUGCACGAAAGAUUAGUACCAUCAAUUUCAACUGACGCUAUGAGGGUUUGA